Equus quagga is the source of this 737-nucleotide messenger RNA. RefSeq lists its product as uncharacterized. The transcript has 3 exons. The record is from RefSeq and is a predicted model, not a curated record. NCBI's taxonomy places the organism in Eukaryota, Metazoa, Chordata, Mammalia, Perissodactyla, Equidae. Bases 1 to 714 code for a protein of 237 amino acids.
AUGUCCAUGGACAAGAAAGUCCAGGCUGUGGGCUCCCCCUGCCACUGCCAGUCUUGGGUCAUUGGGGCCAUGGAGGGAGCAAGCAGCUUCUGGCUCAGGGAGAUGUUUUCCCGCCCUGUGAAGCUUGCACCAUCCAGGGGGACUGUUCUUUUAAUCCCUGUUGCAGCCUUAUCUACACACUCGACCGGAAGCCACCAUUUGUUCCUCCAUCGGAAUCGUGUUUGUCUCUCUGCCCAGCUGCCGGUGGAUCCUCCACUAAAUAAACGAGGCAGAAACAGGGUGCCUUGUCACUCCCAAUCGUUGACUAAUGUCUCAGAGAGCAACAGAGGCCAGGUCGGGGGUGAGGAGUGGGUGUGUGGCUGCAGAAACUUGCAAGCGAGGCCUCGUCUGCUGCGUAACUGGGUCAACACCUCCACCUCGGCCUCAGCCCACGAUUUGCAUGGACCAGAUCAGCCAGAGACUGGCGACGAAACCUUUGGGGAACCUAGAGGACUAGGGCAGCAAGAAGCAGGAAGAGGGGAGAAAACGUGUGUUCGGGUGUCAGAGAUGCGAGACGGCAUCUUGACUUUGCCACUUAGCGGUCGUGUGACCCUAGCAAGUUCCUCAGGCUCUCUGGCUCUCAGUUUCCUCACCUGUGAAGUCGGAAUUUCAGUGCGUUCCUCACAGAGUCGUUAUGAAGAGCAAAUAGACACCACAGCUGAAUGCAAUGUUUAAAAUUUGUCAAACAAAAAUUGGGG